Chanos chanos (milkfish) is the source of this 1138-nucleotide messenger RNA. It is a transcript of the gene noctb, whose product is annotated as nocturnin b. NCBI's taxonomy places the organism in Eukaryota, Metazoa, Chordata, Actinopteri, Gonorynchiformes, Chanidae. Gene Ontology annotation, biological process: circadian rhythm. Gene Ontology annotation, molecular function: poly(A)-specific ribonuclease activity. The record is from RefSeq and is a predicted model, not a curated record.
UUUCCAGCAUGUUCCAUGGGCAGUAGCACCAGCAGGUUGUACAGUGCACUGGCUCAGACCCUCAGCAGCCCCGUAAAUCCGCAAAUCUGCCCGGCCGAAACGGAUCAGAGCCCAGACCUGGACCCGGCGGACCCGCUGGAGCUGCUAAAGGAAUGCGAGGAGGUCCUGAGGGACCGGCCCCCCCGCCUGCAACGGCCCUUCGUGUGUUCGGCCGAGCGGGACUCUCUCCACAGACCCAUUCGCAUCAUGCAGUGGAAUAUUCUAGCACAAGCGUUAGGUGAGGGCAUGGACAGUUUCGUGCGGUGUCCUCUCGAGGCGCUUAACUGGGCGGAGAGGAAGUACCUCAUCCUGGAGGAGAUCCUUACCUAUCAGCCGGAUAUCCUGUGCCUGCAAGAAGUGGAUCAUUACUUUGAUACCUUCCAGCCUGUGUUGGCCAGCCUGGGUUACCAGAGCAGCUUCUGUCCCAAGCCCUGGUCCCCGUGCCUGGACGUGGAGAACAACAACGGCCCGGACGGCUGCGCCCUCUUCUUCCGCCGCGAACGUUUCCAGCUUCUCAACGUCUCCCACCUACGCCUCUCGGCCAUGAUGAUCAAAACCAACCAGGUGGCCAUAGUCGUCACGCUGCGUUGCCGGGCGACCGGACGGGUGUUCUGCGUCGCUGUGACGCACCUGAAGGCGAGGAGCGGAUGGGAGGUGCUCCGGAGCGCGCAGGGUUCCGACCUCCUGAGGAACCUCCAGAACAUCACCCGGGCGGCCAGCACGGAGACCAAGUGCGGCAUCCCUCUGCUGGUCUGCGGAGACUUCAACGCCGAUCCCUCCGAGGACGUCUACCGGCACUUCGCCACGUCCAGUCUCGGUUUGGACAGCGCCUACAAGCGGCUGAGCUCUGACGGCCAGUCCGAGCCUCCGUACACCACUUGGAAAAUCCGCCCGAGCGGAGAGUGCCGUAACACGCUGGACUACGUCUGGUAUUCCCAGAACGGGUUUACCGUCGACGCCGUGUUGGACUUUCCCACCGAGGAACAGAUCGGACCGAACCGCCUACCUUCCUACAACUACCCCUCAGACCAUCUCUCGCUCGUCUGCGACUUCAGCUUCAGAGAGCCUUGAGGGAAACAUCCGGUGGGCGUUUGUUGGA